Chenopodium quinoa (quinoa) is the source of this 660-nucleotide messenger RNA. RefSeq lists its product as uncharacterized. Lineage: Eukaryota; Viridiplantae; Streptophyta; Magnoliopsida; Caryophyllales; Amaranthaceae. The record is from RefSeq and is a predicted model, not a curated record. Bases 1 to 660 code for a protein of 219 amino acids. The transcript has a single exon.
AUGGCAGCAAAUUCUGUUACACAAGAUGUAACAUCACCUUAUUACAUAAAUCCUUCUGAAAACACUUCGUUGCCUAUAGUUUCUGAAAAAUUUUCUGGUGAAGCAUAUGGUGAAUGGAAGAGAAGCAUGAUGAUUGCUUUGGCUACGAAGAACAAGCUAGGGUUUGUGGAUGGAAGCCUACCUAAGCCAGCUGAAAAUGAUGUGAAUUGUGCAGCAUGGAAAAGGUGUGAUGCAAUAAUCAUUUCUUAUAUUUUGAGGUCUUUGGAAAAUUCGAUUGCAAGGAGUGUAUUGUUCUUGCCUACUUCUCAAGAAAUCUGGAAGGAUUUAGAAGAAAGGUUUUCACAAACUUGUGGACCUCAAUUGUAUUCUUUACAACAAUCUUUGGCUGAUUUGAAGCAAGGACCAGAAGUUUCUGUGACAGAUUUCUUUACACAGAUUAAAGCAAUAUGGGAUCAGAUUAAUCAAAUGAAUCCUUUGCCUACUUGUGCAAGUAAUGGAUGUACUUGUACUCAGAUUUUCUUGAAACAACAACAAGAAGAAAGACUAGUUCAGUUCUUAAUGAAGCUGGAUAGUAGAUUCACAACAGUCAGAUCGAAUAUCUUGAUGAUGCAGCCUUUGCCAUCUAUUUCAAUGGCAUAUAAACUGCUUGUUCAGGAAUAA